Molecule: messenger RNA, 1743 nt
Organism: Trichoderma asperellum CBS 433.97
Lineage: Eukaryota; Fungi; Ascomycota; Sordariomycetes; Hypocreales; Hypocreaceae
Biological process (GO): coenzyme A biosynthetic process
Cellular component (GO): phosphopantothenoylcysteine decarboxylase complex
Molecular function (GO): FMN binding; phosphopantothenoylcysteine decarboxylase activity
Source: RefSeq, a predicted model, not a curated record
AUGGCCUGUUUUUCUCUUGACGAAACUUCGCUAGAAAGUCGCCAACUGCGCCUGCUCGUUGCUGCCACGGGCACACGACACUCCUCGUGGGCUCAACCACUCGUGGUGCGGCUUUCUAAGGAUCGCCGCAUAGAGAUGAGAGCUGUGGUUGAUGAUCCUUCUCCGAGGCUGAAUCAGCUGAUCAUUACCAUUCAAAACUCACCUUUAGGCGGUGCACAAAUUGAUUCAGAAGGCUCGCUUUUUAGGCAGUCUGGACUGAACAUCCGUGAUCUAGUCGACUGGGCUGAUCUCUUGGUGUGCGUGCCACUUGAUAUGAACAGCAUUGAUAAAAUGUUAGCCGGGGCAGCAGAUACCUUCCUUGAAGACCUCUUGAGAAACUGGAAUAGGGCUGAGAAAGGGGUUAUUAUGGUCCCUGGAAUGGAUGACAACAUGUGGCUGAGUCCACUGGUCCAACAACAGCUGGAUGCACUCCAGAGAACACGGCCCUGUAUCCAUGUUAUGGAACCCAUAUUAUGGCACUAUGAAGAUGCGGCACAUCCACAGCAGACCACAAACUGGAGUGGAUUUAGACAUCUACUCAGUCUUAUCCAGAAUCAAGCCGAUUUGCUAAAUCUUGGUCGGGAUGUCGAAGGGACUGCCAGAAUGGUUCCUAUACCAAAGGACCACACACAUACACAGGCUCUGCCGGGGCUACCAUUCGAGUUGUGGAGUAGAAUACUGAGAUUUACGGGGGAUUGGGAGCUGGCCAGUGCACUGGGAAUCAAAGUCAAUCUGCCAAUGCCAACAGAAUGGAGCAUACGGGCCGAGAGUUUAAGCAACCCUUUACUCGUUUAUUCGCACGAGCUGAACUGGACGGUCCUCUCAAGCAAUACGGCUGUUAUCUGUGCGAAAUUAUCAGAAGCACCGGCGGAUUUCCACAUUUUGCCAGUGCUGGCUGUGAAACUCAUAAUACGAUUCGCCCUUGUCGAAGUCCUUGCUUACUUAGAAGUCAAUCACCCCCGGUUAUUUAAGGCGUUCGAUGGCGCUUUCCUUCCAACAAAAGCAUCGGCAUAUUACCCCCAGGUCGAAGUUCUAGAUUACUGGAAGAAUAGCCAGCAUUUUCAAAAUCGACAUGUGUAUAGUACAGAGGCCAUAGAUGGUGCGUCUAAGAAUGGUCAUGUGCAGGUUUUGCAGUGGUGGAAGCAGUCGGGGUUGCCGUUGCUGUAUACCAAAGUCUCACUGGAACAAGCGAGCAGCAAUGGUCAUAUCCCAGUCCUUGAUUGGUGGCUCGAUACUGCAGCCCGAGACUGUAGCAUUCCUUUACACUCAGGAAGAUCGCUAUUAUGGGCUGCGAAAAAUGGUCACGCGGAUGUGCUGCGAUGGUGGCAUACUUCCGGAAUAUGUGUUGGAUACGAAGGCGGCGUAGCUUUGGUCGCUAGCAAAUGGGGGCACGUCCAUGCCUUGGAAACAUGGCGUAAGUUGAAGGGUGAUGAGAAUGUCAUCUUUGAUGCGGAAGAAGUAAUUUUUACAGCAACAGCUUAUGGACGAGUAGACGUCCUUGAGUGGUGGCGCCGAUUUUCACAGGGCCAGCUUGACGGUAUGGAUGGACAUGGGGUAGAAGUUGUCUUCCGAACGCAUAAGAUUCAGGAAGCCGUUAAGGGUAAUUCCGAACAUAAACUAGGUGUUCAAGAGUGGUGGUUUCGUUAUAGACUGAGUAUGGGGAAUCGUUCUAGAGAAGGAUGGCCUCCUCAUCUACGUCUCUAA